This is a messenger RNA of Papilio machaon (common yellow swallowtail), 4047 nucleotides long. RefSeq names its product ubiquitin carboxyl-terminal hydrolase 7 (gene Usp7). Gene Ontology annotation, cellular component: nucleus; cytosol. Gene Ontology annotation, biological process: regulation of protein stability; protein deubiquitination. Lineage: Eukaryota; Metazoa; Arthropoda; Insecta; Lepidoptera; Papilionidae. Gene Ontology annotation, molecular function: cysteine-type deubiquitinase activity; cysteine-type endopeptidase activity; protein binding. The record is from RefSeq and is a predicted model, not a curated record. The transcript is spliced from 23 exons. Bases 286 to 3672 code for a protein of 1128 amino acids.
UGGUUAUUAGAUAAAGAAUGUGCUAUUAGCGUACACUAUUCUCGGACCCUUGUAUUGAAAAUUGCAGACAUCGGCCGCGCCGCUAGUAAACACUCUUGUAAAAUUAACACCUUGUCCUCGAAAAAAAUCAAAAUCCCGAGUACACAAGGCCUCCGAGUCGAUGAGAAAGGUUCGUUGAAGUUUGUUCAGCGACUAUUUAGCAGGUGUAGAGGGAGUGAUCCUCUGGCGUUAAAGGAAAUUUCUAAAAGUUGUGGGCGACAGUCCCCGGUGGCGCGCCCGGCUAACAUGAACCACACGCCUGCCCCGGACAGGCCGCAGCAGGACUCCAAUGUAAAUCAGGUUGAGGAGAUGGAGACACAAGAAGUGGAGACUGUAGAAACAGCUACUGAGAAGAUCUGGGAUGAAGAGUUUGUUAAGGAUUCUAAUGGUGAAGUAGUGAUGGGGGAAGUGAUUAAGAACCCAGAGACUGCAGCUGCAGAGUUUCCGCUGGCUGGGCUUGAUGCCGAAAUGGAGGAUGACGAGGCAAGAUCGGAGGCGACAUUCCGUUUUACAGUACAAAACUUGAGGAGCCUUAAGGACUCUGUUCUGUCACCACCAUGCUACGUCCGCAACCUGCCAUGGAAGAUCAUGGUGAUGCCCCGGCAAGCGCCGUCCCCUGACCGUCAACAGCAGAAGUCAUUGGGUUUCUUCCUCCAAUGUAAUGGAGAGAGUGAGUCGUCGAGUUGGUCCUGCUAUGCUAUGGCCGAACUGAGACUUAUCUCUUCGAAACCGGAUACCGAACCGUUUUACAGAAAAAUUCAACAUCUGUUUUACAGUAAGGAGAACGAUUGGGGAUUCUCUCACUUCAUGUCGUGGAAUGAUGUAUUAGAUCCAGAGAAGGGAUACAUUAAGGAUGACUCCAUUACCCUUGAGGUGCAUGUCACUGCCGAAGCCCCUCAUGGGGUGUCCUGGGAUUCUAAGAAGCAUACUGGAUAUGUUGGUUUGAAGAAUCAAGGCGCAACAUGUUAUAUGAACUCUUUGCUCCAAACCCUAUAUUUCACAAAUCAGUUACGUAAGGCUGUGUAUAAAAUGCCAACUGAAUCUGACGAUAGUACAAGAUCUGUUGCUUUGGCAUUACAAAGAGUGUUUUACGAGUUACAAUUUUCGGAUAAACCCGUAGGAACAAAGAAGUUGACUAAGAGCUUUGGCUGGGAGACACUUGAUUCUUUCAUGCAGCAUGAUGUGCAGGAGUUUUUGAGGGUUCUCCUAGAUAAGCUGGAGAGUAAGAUGAAAGGCACCUGUGUGGAAGGGACGGUACCUCGUCUGUUUGAGGGUAAAAUGACUUCAUAUAUCAAGUGUAAGAAUGUCAAUGUAUCGAGCACUCGCGUGGAGACUUUCUACGAUAUACAAUUGAAUAUCAAGGGAAAGAAGAAUAUUGAUGAGUCAUUCAAUGACUACAUCAGUACGGAGACAUUGGAUGGCGAGAACAAAUACGACGCUGGUGAACAUGGCCUGCAAGAGGCGGAGAAGGGUGUGAUAUUUGCCUCAUUCCCACCGGUACUGCAUUUACACCUCAUGAGGUUCCAGUACGAUCCCAUUACUGAUAGCUCCGUCAAGUUUAAUGACAGGUUCGAGUUCUACGAGCAUAUAAACCUGGACGCAUACCUACAGGAGAAGCCGGAGACCCCGGCGGAUUACACGCUGCACGCGGUCCUCGUACACUCCGGUGACAACCACGGCGGACACUAUGUCGUUUUCAUCAACCCCAAGGGUGACGGCAAGUGGUGCAAGUUCGACGACGACGUGGUGUCGCGCUGCACGAAGCAGGAGGCCAUCGAGUACAACUAUGGCGGUCAUGACGAGGACAUGACGCUCACCGUGCGACACUGCACCAACGCCUACAUGUUGGUCUAUAUACGGGAUUCACAAUUGAAGACUGUGUUGCAAGAAGUUACUCAAGCUGACAUACCCACGGAACUCAGUGAGAGGUUGGCUGAAGAGAAGAGAAUUGAAACCAUACGUCGCAAAGAGCGCAAUGAGGCCCACCUGUACAUGAACGUGAACGUGGUCCUGGAGGAGGCCUUCGACGGUUACCAAGGCAACGAUCUGUACGACCCUGAGCGCGCGCACUGCCGCGUGUUCCGCGUGCGCAAGCAGGCAACCGUCGCAGAGCUCAUGGACAUGCUCGCUGAGAGCUUCCGAUACCCCCUCAAGCAUAUACGUCCCUGGCCAUUCAGUGCACGUUCCAAUCAGACAUGCAGACCGACUUGCUUGGACAUCGUGAAUGAUCAGAUGAAGACAGUAUCCGACGUGUCUGAGAAUAUGAACCCGUGGAAUAUAUUCCUGGAGAUGCUUCCUCCUGACUCGGGCUUCAGUUCGCUGCCGCCCUUCGACAAGGAGAACGACGUGGUCCUGUUCUUCAAGUACUAUGACCCGAAGCAGAAGCGCAUCCACUACUGCGGACAUCACUACCUCUCGAUUGCCAGCAAGCCAGCUGAUCUCAUACCAAUACUCAAUAAGCGUGCAGGUUUCCCGCCUGACACCCCUCUCGUCCUUUACGAAGAGAUCAAACCCGACUUUGUAGAGAAGCUGAACAACUACAAUGACCCUCUUGAAAAGGUAUUGGACGAACUGAUGGACGGCGACAUCAUCGUGUUCGAGCGCGCCGACCACCGGCACGACGAGCUCGAGCUGCCCACCUGCCAGGACUACUUCAAGUACAUCUUCUACAAGGUCGAGGUGCAGUUCAUCGACAAGACGAUGCCCAAUGAUCCCGGGUUCACCAUGGAGCUGUCAAUGCAGAUGCGCUAUGAUCAGAUGGCGCGCGCCGUCGGCCACCGCCUCAAUGUCGACCCUUACUUAAUACAGUUCUUCAAGUGCCAGAAUUGUGUCUCCUGUUGCAGCUACAAAGAUACCCCGGGACCUCCGCUGAGGUACUCGUACGACGGAAUACUGAAAGACUUGCUUGUCUAUUGUAAACCAAAGUGCCCUAAGAAAUUGUUUUAUCAGAUUUUAUCUAUCAAAGUCAACGAACUGGAUAAUAAGAAGCAGUUUAAAUGUUUAUGGGUUGGGCCGAAUUACAAAGAAGAUAAAGAGUUAAUUUUAUAUCCCAACAAGGGUGGUAAAGUGGCGGACAUCUUAGAGGAGGCCGCCAAAGUUGUGGAAAUGUCACCAGAUGGCUCUGGCAGACUGCGGAUCGUGGAGGUGUCGUGUCACAAAGUGCUGCCGGGGCCCGACCCCGAGCUGACUCUGGACCAGGUGACCAUCUCGCCGCCCAGACUCUACAGAAUAGAGGAGAUACCCAAGGACGAGUUGCAUCUACAGGAGGACGAGGUGUUGGUGCCGUGUGCGCACUUUUACAAGCAGGUGUACGCGACUUUUGGUGUGCCAUUCUACACACGCGUUAAGCAUCUCGAGCCCUUCCAGGCUGUAAAGGAUCGCCUCCAGAAGAAGCUCGACAUACCCGACAAGGAAUGGGAAAAGUACAAUUUUGCCAUAGUGACAAAUGGCAGACCUAUUUACAUAAGCGAAGGAGUGACAAUCAACGUAUUCGACUUUAGGCCGAGCAGUAAUGCAAACAUGUCUCUACCAGACGCGACUGGGCGGCCUUGGCUGGGGUUAGAGCACAUCAACAAGACGCCUAAACGUUCCCGCGCCAAUUAUCUGGAGAAGGCGAUCAAGAUAUACAACUGAGUGAUGAACGCCUCGCCCCGCGACACACGCGAGUGACACGCGAGGCACACGCGAGGCACACGCGACACACACGCGACACACACGCGACACAUGCGAGUGACACGCACGGGGCAUCCAGCGAUUGGCGAUAGUCAACAGCUGUCGGUAGCAUUAUAUAGCCUUAUUAACACGUAAUGUACAACGCCGAGUCGACUCCUUUCGCUACUGUCCUCAUACAAUGUUUAUACGCAAUAGUUUGUCAAUGUUCAUUUCGUCUAGUUUUUAUUAUUUAUUUCACAAUCUUAACAGUCGCUUUGUGUUUGCGUUGCAAUAAUCGUAUUUCUGUAAAUUGUUGUUCUUUUUUUUUUCGACCCGAGUAUUUAAAUCUUGUUUUUU